Messenger RNA from Malus domestica (apple), 593 nucleotides. The record is from RefSeq and is a predicted model, not a curated record. NCBI's taxonomy places the organism in Eukaryota, Viridiplantae, Streptophyta, Magnoliopsida, Rosales, Rosaceae.
CCAACUGCCAAGAUAUAUCUAUCUGCGUUAGAAAUACGAAACACAUAUAAGGGAAGGACCUCUCUAUCCAAUACAAAAAUAAUUAAAUAAAAAUGGCGGGUGGUGGAAAGGUCUCCUUCAAAGUCACUCUAACCUCCGAUCCAAAGCUCCCCUUCAAAGUGUUUAGCGUUCCGGAAGCAGCCCCUUUCACCGCCGUGCUGAAAUUCGCGGCCGAGGAAUUCAAAGUGCCUCCCCAAACCAGCGCCAUCAUCACGAACGAUGGUGUUGGAAUCAAUCCUCAGCAAAGUGCAGGGAAUGUAUUCCUCAAGCAUGGUUCUGAACUACGCCUGAUUCCUCGAGAUAGGGUUGGGGCUUUUGGAACAAUGGACGCAGCGUUACAAUCAAACUGAAGAGAUUGGUCUACUUCUUGGUGUCGAUCUUUUCUUUUUAUGAUAUGUACCUUAUUAUUAAGUUGGGAGGAUUUUCAAACUUCAUUUGAUCAGCAGCAGUUUAGUUGACCAUGUAAACUCUCCGAGUAAACGAGAUAACAGGUGACCGUAAUAGAUGCUCUUGAAUUAUAGUGAAAGAAUAAUUUUACAGUUCUCCAUUGGCAA